Rubroshorea leprosula is the source of this 1123-nucleotide messenger RNA. NCBI's taxonomy places the organism in Eukaryota, Viridiplantae, Streptophyta, Magnoliopsida, Malvales, Dipterocarpaceae. The record is from the annotation of a GenBank genome assembly.
AGAUUAACUUCCCCGGUUUAGCAGCUAUGGUGGUUGUGACCUCCGCUUCCUCUCCGGCGUCGCUCCACGCCCAACUCUUCACUUCUCGCCACCGAAUUUUGCCUUCUCUUCUAUACCUUCGUCAAUUAUACAGCAGACCCACGAGAAGAAAGGCCACGAAUUCCAAUGGGUUUGUGUCUGUUAGAGCAUACACUGAGAAUCCCAACUCCAUUUCCAAUUUAGCCAGCAAAGUCAUCGGAUCCCUCCCCGUAAUUGGCCUCCUAGCGAGGAUUCUCAGUGAUGAAGGCGGCGUUGGUGGGGAUAUCAUCGAUUUUGCUGAGUUUAGAAGAAGGGUGGGCAAGAAAUGUACCACCACUGAUUCUAGAGCUUUCUAUGAAUUCCAAGAUCGGAGAGGCAAGGCUGGGGAGCCUUUGUAUGUGCUGCUAUGCUGUUGGCUUGCUGCUGUGGGUGCUGGUCUUCUGAAAUCUGAGGAGAUAUUGGAGGGAGUAGCCAGGCUUCGGAUUUCUAAUGAUAUUGAAUUUGAAGAGCAGAAUUUUAUUGCAUUAAUGAGCGAGGCAAGAGAGAGGCGAGCUAAGUUAAGGGUUGCUACCCCAACCAUCCCCAUGGAGAUACGAGUUGAAAAGGCUCUUGAAGCAGUCUACGUCUGUUGUUUUGCGAAGGAUCCUAUAGAAGAGGAAGAUGAGAGACUGCUAAAUACCAUGCUCAGUGCGGUUUUCCCAUCAGUUAAGCAAUCAGAGAUACAGAAGAUUAUUAAGGAGAAGGCAACAAAAGUAGCUGAAGGAAGCGAUGAGGAUAGUGUUCCAGAACCAAAGCCCUUAUCAAAAGAAGCUGUACAAAUGCAAAUGAAAGACCUUCAAUUCCUAAAACAAAACAGGGAGGCUUAAAGAGCUAGAGAAAACUAGUUUUCUUUUUGUUUUGAUACUGCAUCUUGUAUCAGAAAUGCAAAUCGGAAAACGGCUCUGAAAUUUCCAUUCUUGGUGCAGAGACAUGAGAAUUUGCCCUCGGCUGGAAAGGCAGACUUUUUAAGUAACUAAUUUCUAUGGAAGAAGAAAGUUAUUUUCAUGUUCUCUCCCCUUCAACUCUCCAUUAUAUGGCUGUUGUUAUAUAAAAAUUAUAUGAAAUA